Molecule: messenger RNA, 1605 nt
Organism: Lycium barbarum (goji berry)
Lineage: Eukaryota; Viridiplantae; Streptophyta; Magnoliopsida; Solanales; Solanaceae
Product: probable protein phosphatase 2C 72
Exons: 5
Coding region: 446-1321 (291 amino acids)
Biological process (GO): protein dephosphorylation
Molecular function (GO): protein serine/threonine phosphatase activity
Source: RefSeq, a predicted model, not a curated record
UCAAACAUCCUUAGGCUUCUACUUGGAAAUUAAGAUCAUAAAUUGAUUGUCUAUAAGCUGAGGUGUUAAGGUGAAGAAAUAAAAUGCAGUCAGCAAUCUUUUGUUACCAUUUUAAAAAAAUAAAUUUUGUUAAAAAGAGGACAAAUCAACCUUUUAUUAAAUAAUUAGAGUUUACGUAUGCUAAUCCUACUAGGUACAACUCAGAUGCCCCUUAAAGUGAAUCUUGGGGUAGUCUCAAAUAAUCUAUCACAAUUAAGAAAGUGAAUUAUUGAACCUGAAUGAGAAUUUUUCUCUUCCUUGGGAGCCACAACAAUUAUUCCAGAAUAUAUUAAUCCCAUUUUCAACUCCUUGAAAAGGUCUAAGAAUCUCUUUAUAUAAAGGAUUCUCUUUCUGCACAAAUAAGGGGGAAAAAAAAAAAAGAAUAGAAAAGAGCAGUUGACACACAAUGGGUAUCUGCAUAUCCACUGCAUCUUUAGAGAUUCAUGCUGUUGAUUUUAGCAAUGAAAAUGUGGUUCAUUAUCAAGACAACAACAAUGGGUACCAACAAGUUGGUUCUGUUUUUUCUCAACAAGGAAGCAAAGGACUUAAUCAAGACUCUGCUAUUCUCUAUCAGGGGUAUGGUGUAGAAAAUGGAGCUUUCGGAGGAGUUUUCGAUGGGCAUGGAGAGAAUGGACAUAUAGUCAGCAAGUUAGUUGUGAAUAAGCUGCCAUCUUUGCUUCUGAAACAGAUAGCCUCUCUGCCAAAGAUCACUUCUCUGGGCAAGAAUUUUAACAAGUGGAAAGAGGCUUUUCUGAGUUCCUUUAAGUUGAUGGACAAAGAUAUUAGAAGUAUAGAGAAAUUGGACUGUUCUUGCAGUGGAACAACUGCUGUGGUUGCUAUAAGACAGGAGGAUGAUCUGAUUAUCGCUAAUCUUGGUGAUUCUAGAGCUGUACUAGGAAGAAAGUCGGAGGAGGGAGUAAUUGAGGCUGUUCAGUUAACUACUGAUUUGAAGCCUAGCCUGCCUUAUGAAGCAGAAAGAAUAAGAAAUUGUGAUGGCAGAGUGCUAGCACUUCAAGAAGAGCCACAUAUAAAGAGAGUGUGGUUACCCCAUGAAGAUGUUCCCGGAUUAGCCAUGUCUAGAGCUUUUGGAGAUUUCAUGCUCAAAAACUAUGGCAUAAUCUCCAAGCCUGAUGUCUCCUAUCACCAUAUAUCUCCCCAUGAUCAGUUUCUCGUUCUAGCAACCGAUGGGGUGUGGGAUGUGCUGAGCAACGACCAAGUUGUGUCAAUAGUAUGUGCAGCAAAUAAUGCAGCCGCAGCCUCAGAGGCAGUGGUACAGGCUUAGAUGAAUGGAAACAGAAGUUUCCUAACAGCAAGAGAGAUGAUUGCACUGCAAUCUGCCUGUUCUUGCAUCAACAAGCACCUCUGCAGAAUAGUACUUGAAGCCAAAGCUAUACACAAGUUCAUUGUGCUUAAACGUAAUCGACUAUCUGACGUGCUGGAGUUGCGACAGUUUUGGGUGAUGCUAUUUCUAUUUAGCAGUGUAGAUACACGUAAACGACUAUCUGUCAGAUUUUAAGUUCAAUGUAGAAAUUUUGGAGACUACAAAGUCGUGAGAUGAAAGUAAAG